CCAAAAUUAUGGUUUGGAAUAGUUUAAAGAUAAACAUUAGAAAAACAAUAUUUAAACAAAUUUAUACUUUCCCUUUCUCAUACCCAAGCAAAGCAUCAGUGAGUUGUCGACAGCAAUAACAGAAAUUUACCAUAACAGCUUAAAAGAAAACAUUGUUGCAGACAGUGGAACAAACCUAACAACAGAAAUGAGAAAGCAAAACGAACAACGGGUUGUUAUCCUAGGAGGCGGUGUUGCCGGUUCCCUCGUCGCUAAAUCUCUUCAAUUUCAUUCCCAUGUCACACUCAUUGAUCCGAAGGAAUACUUUGAGAUUCCAUGGGCAAACUUGAGGACAAUGGUGGAGCCAUCCUUUGGAGAAAGGAUAUUGAUCAACCAUAGAGAGUACUUCACAAAAGGUGACCUUGUUGUAUCUAGUGCUGUCAAUGUGACGGAAACUGAAGUGUUGACUGCAGACGGCCAUCAGAUUGUGUACGACUAUCUUGUAAUUGCCACUGGACAUGCAGAUCCUGUACCCAAAAUUAGGACCGAUAGACUUCAUCAGUAUAAAGAAGAAAAUCAAAAGAUAAAAUCUGCUCGUUCCAUUCUGAUUAUUGGAGGAGGUCCUACUGGUGUGGAACUUGCCGGAGAGAUAGCUGUUGAUUUUCCAGAUAAGAAGGUUACACUAGUGCACAAAGGACCAAGGCUUCUGGAAUUCAUAGGGGCAAAAGCCGGUGAUAAGACUCUAAAAUGGUUGAAAUCUAAGAAUGUUGAGGUGAAACUAGAGCAAGCGGUCGACUUAAAAAGUGCUGCAGAUGGACACAAGGUAUAUCGAACUUCAGUUGGGGAUACCAUUGAAGCAGAUUGUCAUUUCUUAUGCACGGGGAAACCACUUGCUUCGGCAUGGCUUAAGGAAACUGUGUUGAGGAAUGACUUGGAUGUUCAUGGAAGGAUUAAGGUAGAUGAAAACUUGAGAGUCAAGGGCCGGAACAACAUUUUUGCAAUUGGAGAUAUUACAAAUAUUCCUGAAAUCAAGCAAGGGUUUUUGGCACAGAAGCAGGCGGAAGUGGUUGUGAAGAACUUGCGACUGAUGAUCGAGGGAGGAAGAGAAUGUUGGAGGGAAACUUACAAGCCACAUUCAGUAAUGGCAAUAGUUUCACUUGGGAGGUAUGAUGCAGUCGCGCAGUUCCCGUUGCUGACAAUCGGUGGAAGAAUUCCUGGCUUCAUCAAGUCUGGAGAUUUGUUUGUUGGUAAAACAAGAAAACUAAUGGGGCUAAACCCUCAUACUGAAUAACCUUGACUUUGGUAAUUAAUAUUAUAAAUCAUCUGUUUCAUAGUUUGUGUAAUAUAUUCAGCUGGUUCUUUCUUUAAAACAAUUACUUAUUUGUAUAAUGUAGUUUUUUUAUGCUGCUGAGAAGUGGUGGUUCUUGAGAUGUAAUUAUGUGAAUCAAAAGCUGGAAAUGGAUGUUACUGCUGAAUUAUAAUUAUCCUAUAGUCCUGAAAAUCUUUGUUCAUUUACCA
Cicer arietinum (chickpea) is the source of this 1497-nucleotide messenger RNA. RefSeq lists its product as uncharacterized. The record is from RefSeq and is a predicted model, not a curated record. Lineage: Eukaryota; Viridiplantae; Streptophyta; Magnoliopsida; Fabales; Fabaceae. Gene Ontology annotation, molecular function: flavin adenine dinucleotide binding; electron-transferring-flavoprotein dehydrogenase activity. Gene Ontology annotation, cellular component: cytoplasm.